AGUUUUGAGUCGGCCAUAAACAUUCUCUCUCCCUCUCUCUCUCAUCUCCCCCCUCUGACCAAAAUUCCACAGAUUCCGUCAUGUCCUCCGACGGAAACUCCACCGCCACGGCGGUUGAAAAGAUGUUCUUCUGUUACCAGUGCAACCGCACAGUCAACAUCUCAAUCUCCCCCACAUCCGAUCCCUUCUGCCCUCUCUGCUCCGGUGGCUUUCUCGAAGAAUACGACGAGCCAAACCCUAAUCCACCCCCAAAUCUCAAUCCCGGCGCAGGAGGAGGAGGUUUCUUCCCCAUGGCCGAUCCUUUCUCCACCUUACUCCCUCUCCUAUUCGGCUCCUCCUCAUCCUCCAACGUAGCCCCGAGCUUUUUCAGCCCUCAGCCACGCUCCUCCAACGCGCAGAACAACGACGACGAAGCUUUCGAUCCGGUGUCGUUUCUCCAGAACCACCUCCAGCAUCUCCGAUCCAGCGGCACGCACGUGCAGUUCGUGAUCGAGAAUCAUCCCUCCGAUCCGUCGAGCCGAGUCCCGGGGAACCUCGGGGACUACUUCUUCGGCCCUGGUCUCGAGCAGCUGAUUCAGCAGCUCGCCGAGAACGAUCCCAACCGAUACGGAACCCCUCCCGCUUCGAAAUCGGCGGUCGAGGGGUUGCCAACUGUUAAGGUGACGAAGGAUAUGAUGAGGUCUGAGAUGAACCAGUGCGCUGUUUGUAUGGAUGAGUUUGAGGACGGUGGGGAUGUUAAGCAGAUGCCUUGUAAGCAUGUGUUUCAUCAGGAUUGUUUGAUGCCGUGGCUGGAGUUGCAUAACUCUUGUCCGGUUUGUCGGUACGAGUUGCCUACGGAUGAUCCUGAGUAUGAGAGUAGGGGUCAGGUUCAAGGAGGUCAGGCUCAGGGUAGUGGGGAUGGACAGGGGUCGGUGGAGACGGGGAGGAGGUUUAGUAUACAGGUGCCUUGGCCGGUUAGGGGACAUGAUGGUGAUGGUUCCGAGCCUGGUUCUGGGUCGGGAGCACCUGGAAGUGGGAGUGGAGCUAAUCUUAAGACCAGACGGGAAGAUUUGGAUUGAGUAUCCCUUGGAGAUUGGAUGUGCACAAGUUCUCUGGGAAAAAAAAAGGUGACAUUGAGGUUUUACCAUAUUUUGUACAUUUACCAAACAAAGAAAAGUAUGUUCUUGUCUGUUCCUUUUUGGGAUUAUAUGAUACGAUUGUGAGUUAAAAGAAAAAUGGCAAUAUUUCAUUCAAGUGCUA
Raphanus sativus (radish) is the source of this 1239-nucleotide messenger RNA. RefSeq names its product E3 ubiquitin-protein ligase RING1-like. The record is from RefSeq and is a predicted model, not a curated record. The transcript has 2 exons. Gene Ontology annotation, biological process: protein ubiquitination. The coding region runs from base 81 to 1058 and encodes 325 amino acids. Gene Ontology annotation, molecular function: zinc ion binding; ubiquitin protein ligase activity. Gene Ontology annotation, cellular component: cytoplasm. Lineage: Eukaryota; Viridiplantae; Streptophyta; Magnoliopsida; Brassicales; Brassicaceae.